GACAUCUGCAACUAUCGCCUACCUGCGGAGCUCACCGUCCGGACCCCACUGCGUUUUUAGCAUUAUUACGGUGUAACGGCGAUCUACCCCGUGUCUCUCGUCACCAGGUUUCCUGUGGAGACGGGUGUGAUUGCAGUUUGGCGGGUGUCAUUUCCUUUGGCUGCUAGAAAAGCACUCUGCGUCGCAGGGGUGCCCGGCCGGGAAGGACCUGCUGGGCGGAGUCUGAACCAUGUCCAUAGGCCGGAGAACAACCCAGAUGACCACAGAACAAGCCUGCGUCCCAUCGUAGGGUCAUGUAGCCCCCGACUGGCCGCCCUCCCCCCCACCCCGGCCCCCGUGUGAGCUUUGCCUCCAAAACACCACGUUUGAUUUGAUUGGCUGCUUCUAACCCAACCGACCAAUGGAGAAGACGGAGGAAGACCUGAACCUGUGCUUCCUGCUGGAGGACGAGAGGAACAUGAUCCUGAGGGUGUUGCAGAAGGACGAGAAGUUGAGGAAACAAGAGGAGAAGAGGAUACGGAGGUUGAAGAAUGAGUUGAUGGAGAUCAAAAUGCGGGGUUCCCGCCCCCCCCAGGAGGCAGGGGGGGAGCGGGAGUGCGCCCGCUGCCUGCGGACCCUGGGCCUCAUCUUCGACCGGGGGGACCUCUGUGAGGACUGCCAACUGCGCGUCUGCAACCAGUGUCGGGUCACGUCUCCCAAAGGCCGUCAGUGGAAGUGCAACGUCUGUGCCAAGAUCAUGGAGCUGAAGGUGGUGACCGGGGAAUGGUUCCACGAGGAGAGAUCCAAACGCUUUGAGCGGCGCACGGUGCUCGGCGAUAUGAUCAAACAGACCAUCCUGAGCAGCCCCUCCGCCACAAAGGACAAGUCUCCAGAGAGAGGCGCCACCCAAGAGAACCAGGUUCCCAUUCAGCCUGAGAGGUCCAAGACCCCCAAGUCCGCCAAAAGCUCCAUACACUCCCUCCUGGAUGGCGCCAAGAGAAAAGGGUUGAGGCUGGACAAGAAAAAGCAUGGAAACAAAGUGAAAGCGGGGAGUCUUCAUUCGCUGCUUGACGAGGACGUUCACAGUGUGCAGAGUGUACAGUCUGACCCCGCCCCGCGCUCACGCAGGGGCAGCGGCCUGGCCCUGGAGCACUCGGGGAGGGCGGUGGUGCCCAACAACCUGCGCCCCGUCACCCCCUCGGACCAGUCGUCUCUACCCGGAGACAGCCACAGAUUCAGGCCGGAUGGUGCUGAAAGCGUUGCCAGUUUCCAGUCCGCUGACAAUGUGUUGGAGAAGCUCCCCAUUGGCCAUCCAAGGGGCGAGUCGGCCCCGCCCACCAUCGCUGUGUCGCGGGCCUCCGGCUCUUCCGACCAUAGUCGCUCAGAGCUGGACCUGUCAGUUCCUGGAUUGGAAGCCAGCGAUGACGGCUUCAGCCUCCAAAGCCGCUCCAUCCCUGGCCUCAACGGAUCGGAGUUUUCGGACGACGCUGAGGAGGAAGACAUUGAUGUGUUGGUGUCUGCAGGCAAAGGGGUCAGCCGACGCCUCAGCAACGCAGUGUCCACGAGCAGCAUAAACAGCAUGAUGAGCAUGUACAGUGAGACCGGUGACUAUGGUAACGCCCGGGUGAGUGGGGAGAUACUGUUGAAGAUCAGCUACAGCUUCAAGACCGGGGCUCUCAACGUGCUGGUGAAAGAGUGCCAGAACCUCGCCACCGGGGACGAGAAGAGGCAGCGCACGGACGCGUACGUCAAGACCUACCUGCUGCCGGACAAGUCCCGCCAGAGCAAGAGGAAGACGGGCAUCAAGUCCAACUCCACCAACCCAGUGUUCAACGAGAACCUGAGGUACACCAUCAGCCACUCCCAGCUGGAGACGCGCACACUGCAGCUGUCUGUGUGGCACCACGACCGCUUCAGACACAACAGCUUCCUGGGAGAGGUGGAGCUCACCUUCGACUCCUGGGAGUUUGACUCCAAUAUAGAGGAGUGGUACGCGCUGCAGCCCAAGGUGGACAACAGUAUUGACUCCUCGAUGCAGUACAAAGGAGAACUCACUGUGGUUCUGAAGUACAUCCCAGCUGAGAAGAACCUCACUCUCCCUCUGGACCAGGUUCAAGUGAACAAGAAGAGCUUCUUGAAAGGCAACAAGACCAGUCGCUUCAUGCUUCCCAAAGGGGGCAUGGUGGAGCUUCUGGUCAAGGAAGCAAAGAACCUCACGGCCGUCAAGUCUGGGGGCACCUCGGACCCCUUCGUCAAGGGAUACCUCCUGCCGGACAGCAACAAGUCCACCAAGCACAAGACGGCGGUGGAGCGGCGCACGGUGAGCCCGCGCUGGAACCACACCUUCACCUACUGCGGCCUGCAGCCCGGCGACCUGGAGAACGUGUGUCUGGAGCUCACCGUCUGGGACAAGGAGGCCCUGGCCAGCAACGUCUUCCUGGGAGGAGUCAGGCUGGGCGCCGGCACUGGCCUCAGCUACGGGAACGAGGUGGACUGGAUGGACUCCUCGGGAGAGGAGCAGCAGCUGUGGCAGCGCAUGAUGGAGAACCCGGAGAUCCCCCAGGAGUGCACUCUGAUGCUGCGCUCUAGCAUGGGGCGUCACCACGACACGUGA
This is a messenger RNA of Gadus chalcogrammus (walleye pollock), 2593 nucleotides long. RefSeq names its product synaptotagmin-like 5 (gene sytl5). The transcript has 17 exons. The record is from RefSeq and is a predicted model, not a curated record. Gene Ontology annotation, molecular function: neurexin family protein binding; phospholipid binding; small GTPase binding. Bases 401 to 2593 code for a protein of 730 amino acids. Gene Ontology annotation, cellular component: plasma membrane; exocytic vesicle. Lineage: Eukaryota; Metazoa; Chordata; Actinopteri; Gadiformes; Gadidae. Gene Ontology annotation, biological process: exocytosis; intracellular protein transport.